This is a messenger RNA of Pogonomyrmex barbatus (red harvester ant), 6755 nucleotides long. RefSeq names its product F-BAR domain only protein 2. Gene Ontology annotation, cellular component: clathrin-coated vesicle; clathrin-coated pit; cytoplasm. Gene Ontology annotation, biological process: clathrin coat assembly; clathrin-dependent endocytosis. Lineage: Eukaryota; Metazoa; Arthropoda; Insecta; Hymenoptera; Formicidae. The record is from RefSeq and is a predicted model, not a curated record.
GGAGGAAGAGGAGGAGGAAAAGGAAGAGCGGCGCGACAGAGACAGUCGAAUCGAGUUGACCUGUACCUCUGCGUUCGAGCGUGCCCGUUCCGCUCGCGAUUCCCCGGUAGCAGGCGAGCUUCACGCCGAGUCUAGUCGCCGCCGUUCAGUGAGCCGAGCGUAUUGUUCGAGUGUCGUCGUCGUCGUCGUCAUCGGGUCGCAAAGUGCAACACCGCCGUGUGCUGUGUAUCGUGUGCCGUGUGCGCUGCAGCUUGCGAGUAAAAGGGGGAAGUGCGGUGCAAUUUGCGCCGAGAUACAUACGCGAAGCCGAGGGCGAAGUGGUAUGAUGGUCUGAUCGCGGUCCCAACAUGACCGUGGACUUUGUCGAUUACUUCUGGGGCGAAAAGAAUAAUGGAUUUGACGUGUUAUAUCAUAACAUGAAGCAUGGUGUAAUCGCCAGCAAGGAAUUGGCUGAAUUUUUGCGAGAAAGAUCAGCCAUAGAGGAAAACAAUUAUAAACUCCUUAGUAAGGUAGCAAAACAGGCGAGUAAUAGCACGCAAGGAACGUUUGCACCUGUAUGGGCUGCUUUGAGAGGUGCUGCCGAGAAACUCGCCGUUUUACACUUCCAGAUGGCCCAGCGGGUAUCCGAACUCAUAAAAGAUGUCUCAAAAUACACCGACGAAUUGCAUAAGAAACAUAAGGCUGUGAAGGAAGAAGAAUCGUCUACCUUAGAAGUUGUACAAAGUAUACAGAGCAUUACAAUAACAUUGCAUAAAGCGAAGGAUAUGUGUAUGCAAAAGCGCCUCGAAUUAGAAAAAUUGAGAAAAGACAAUGCCAGUCAGAGGGAGCUGGAGAAAAUAGAGGGCAAGUUCAAAAAGGCACAGGAUGAUUACAGGACGUUGGUAGACAAGUACACGGUCAUACGAAACGACUUUGAAGCAAAAAUGACUCAAGCUUGCAGGCGGUUCCAAGACGUGGAAGAGACACAUCUGAAGCAUAUGAAAGAAUUUCUGAAUACAUAUGCCGAUGUUUUGCAAACCAAUCACGAGCAGGUCGGCCAGGUACAUAUCGAUUUCAAGCGACAGUGUGUCGAUAUGACGGUGGAAAAGUUAUUAGAGCAAUUUGUUCAAAGUAAAUAUACGGGUUUCGAGAAGCCAGGUGUGAUCGAGUAUGAAGAGGUCAUGACGAGUUUAGCGGAAAUAACCAGCCAUUCUCAGUCGGAGGGCAACGUAGAGACACCUAAGGAAACGUCAAAGGGCACCAAUGGUGAAACAGGCGUAGCCGGUAACAGUCACAGUUCAAAGAAAAAUCAGGGAUUAAAAAGGGAGGGUGAUACUUUGAGGGUAUUGGAUGAGGAAAGGGAAAGGGUGGGACUGGAAAAGGAUAAAGAAAAAGAAAGACAGAAGGAAAAGGACAGAGAAUUGUCACAUGUACAAGCCACCAAGGCUUCCCGCCGUACUACCUCGCUACUCAACCUGUUCAUGUCCAACUCCCAGGGGUUUCUACGCAGUAGAAGAGAAAAACGAAAGGAGAAGAAGGCGAAGAAGAAGAAGGACCUCGUGGACACAAGCAGCAAUAAAGAAGAAAAGUCUGACCUGGAGGACAAGGAUGACAGCAGAAAAUCAGAAACGCCGACGCCGGAGGUGGAUGAGGACGGUUUUUGUAUUAGACCGAAGCCAGAUCCGUGGGAAAACGAAAAAGGAUUCUAUUCCAGCUCGGAUACUGAUUCGGAGGACGAGAGGGAACGUAAGAUCCGAGUGGAAAUAAAACCUCUCAGCAAUGGUGCACCCAUGAGCGCCAGCGUGGAUGAAUUGAGGGCGACAGUGGAAAAUUUAUCUUUAUCACCUGCACCAACAGGACGUAGAGGAUCGAAUACCGAUUCCGAUCAUCAUAUGAAAAGGUCUCAGUCAGUGUCACAGCAAUUAGGAGGUAAGCCAAGCUCAGAUUUACUUGGCCUAAACUUGUUCAAUCCUAGCAGUACACCAUCGAGCGCAUCGACACCAACCGGCAGCCAUCCGUACGCCCCGCUGCAGAGUCCACCACCGCUUUCCACAUCGCCGACCCCAUCGCAGCCACCGCCGCCACAAUCUGCGCCGCCCACACACUCCCAUACUCGAUUUCCAGAUGGAGAUUUAUUUUCGGAAGUCGGGGACAUCACGCCGGCUUUACCGCCAAAGCAAUCUGCAUCCUCUACACCGACAGGGUCGAUCGUGAUACCCAGACCUCCGUCGCGCAGAGGGGAGGGUCCUUCACCGCGUGGCAGGAUGUCACCCGCGACGAUAUCCCGCGCCGAUAGCGUUGCCAGUUUAGAAUUUCGUACCGCUGGCGUGGGCGUGGGUUCCUCGCGGGGACCAUCCCCGCUUACGAUCGGUCUAGCCGACACCAUCCCUCUGGCGGUGGCUUUUCACGAGAUAGUGCACUCCUAUUUUCGCGGCACGGACGAGACUCGCUGUCAGGUGAAACUCAGUGGCGAUAUGAUGCUCUCAUUUCCGGCCGGUAUCGUUACGGUUCUGGCAAACAAUCCCAGUCCUGCUAAAUUGACCUUUCGCGUGAGAAAUACUAAUAGGUUGGAAAGGCUGCUGCCAAACAGUCAGCUCAUCAGCAUGGACGCGACUCAAACUACCGUCGACAGUACAAUCUUCGAAUUCAACAUGAGUGCCUUAACUACAUUGCUACGACGGCAAGCUGAACAGAACCCCUCGGCCUCGUAUUUCAACGUGGAUAUCCUCAAGUACCAAAUCAAGUGCAAGGAAGGCGCGAGUUCGUGCCCCUUUCAAUUAGUCGCAUAUUGGAAGUGUGAGACUACCCAUACCGAUCUUAAGAUUGAUUACAAAUACAACAGUCGUGCCAUGGCCUCACCGAGUCCUCUGCUGAAUCUCCAUGUUGCAGCGCCUAUCGAUGGUGGUUUCAAGUCGUUCAACAGUAAACCACCAGCGCAAUGGUUGCCCGAUACCAACCGCGUAUUAUGGAAAUUCACGGAGCUUUCGCAACAUAGCGAAGGCAACGGAGUUGGAUCUCUAAAGGCACGAGUUGAACUUGAACAUGGCCCAGGCAAUCAGGGCACGAUAUUCACUCAGUUUAAUUGUGAAGGGACCACAUUGUCGGGCGUUGAAUUUGAGCUCAUAGGUUCUGGAUAUCGAUUGAGCUUAGUAAAACGAAAGUUUGUGUCUGGAAAAUACAUAUGCGACGGGGACUUGGAUUCGCGUACGAGAUACGCAGCACCGCCAUCCAGUACGGAUUGACGACUUCCAGAAUGGGCGCCUCAAUGGGAGAGUCAGCCUAUUUAAUAUUGGUACUUGUUUAAUCACUCACUGCCCAUAUCACGACUAUCGAUCGUUCAUAGUCUGAAUACGCAUGGAGAAACUUGUUGGAUACCAAAAUCGUCGAUACCGAAAAUCAAAUGGAUCUUUUUGUAAAAUCAUAUAUUGCAUGUAAGUGAAGGAAAGGCAUCUUACAGAAGUAAGACAUCUUCCUUGCCGAAAUAAACACGAUCCAUAUUCUCUUUGUGUGUUCAAUGCCGAAUGUGAUCGUUUCAAGUCUUCAUUUGUGUUAAGCUAUACAUGACAUUUUAUCUCAAUGGGAACAUACAACUACGAAAUUUAGGAGUAAAACGUCGCAUUCGGCGUUAAAUGUACUCUUCUUAAAUACCGAGGCCGAUCUUUUAUGACUUAACGACUAGAAUCUAUAGGUAGAAACGGGAAAGAUCUGACUUAACGCAAAAUGUAUUUCGGCAAAUGUGUCUAUGUCUUUAUAUAUAACUUGUAUAUUUUUUAAUUUUUUAUAUAUUCCUCUAUAAGAUGUACUGUUUUAACGAAGUUUUUACGAUAAAACAUGAUAGAUGUACAAACAGUUUUUUCCAUCCAUCAAAAAAGGUUCUUGCGUGAAGAUCCUUUGGUGUCCAGCAUAUUCUCCGGCAAGAUGACUUCCGCCAUUUAACAAUUUUUCUCUACAUAAUCAAAAUGCGUCACGGUGUUUUUUAUCUCCAUCUUCUUUUAACACAAUGUACAACGUUCUUUAGUUUAUUGUUAUGUUUUACAUUAUUUUAAUGUAAUAUGUUAGCAUUAUAUUGUUAAUAGUCGUACGGAAGGAGAAAUGUAAACAACAUGAUUAAGUAACGUAUAUGUACAUUUAGCAUUUACUUUGGAAAGAAGGGAUAUAUAUUGUUUACAUAUGGAAUAAGUCUUUCAGCGAGAAAAUUCUGGCAUAUAUAUCAAUUUUUAGUUUAUUUUUAUGCGCGCGAGGAUAGGAGUAUUAAGUAGCAAGAUAUAUGAUAAGACGCGAGUAAAAGUUGUUUUACUGAAGAAAAUUACGAGAGGUCAAGGGGCGAUAGCGAGAAAAAUAGAGAUAAAGAGUUUAAAUCAACGAUACUUUUUUAAACGUUAGCACGUGCGAGGCGAAUCAAAUGCUGAUUCUGUAUUUUUGAACGUUUAAAAGUUAAAACACAAUUUUGACGAUGAUAACAGGACUAGCGUUAGGUAUAGCUAAUGACAAACGAAGAGGAGACUCGUUUAUCUAAAUGUUUCAAACUGAGAUUCUUAGUAUUAUACGUAAAACGCUGAAAGUUUCGUACCUUUGCGAUUGUGGCGCGUUCCGUUUUCGCCUGUAAAAUCAUAUUCUUGUUAUAGUUAUAUCACACUUGUUCAUGUGUCACAUCCAUUGCUUUAUACAUUAUUAAUUUAAUCAACAUUUAAUCAACAUUUAGAUUACAAAGUAUCACAGAUUAAUGUUAAAGUAUUUCGUACGAAACAUUGAUUCUCGAUAAAGUCAAUUUCCUGAAGGCAUUAUCAGACGGGCGAUUUAUUUUUAUCAAUAGUUUACAUUUUGAUAUUGAUCAAUUACCGAUUAAUAGAAAAUUAAUUAUGGCGAUUAAUCAUGAUAACUACACUACACGAGUAUAUCGAACAAACAAAGUAAUUGAUUUGAUUUUACUUAUGCGCUGGAUUACAUUCAUGUCAAACUGGUUUUUUUUUUUAAAGAUAUGAUGGUAAUCUUAUUUAUUAUUGUGCAAUAUGCAGUUGGUUUCAAUUUUGCGUCCUCUAAACAUAAUUUUAGAUUCUCUAUUAUGAUGACAUUUAACCUAUUAGAAAUUAAGCUUAUAAUAUAAAAAAUUUAGUUUUCUAUAUUAUAGUAAAAUUAUUUUUAUUUCUGAGGUUAUAAUAUUACAAUAAUUUGAUUUAUGUAAUUUAUAUAUCACAUAAUCAAGUUUGUCGAGAUAGAUUCUGCAAAGUGUUUGUUGCACAUUUUAAAUGAUCAGAAAAUAAAAGCUAAAGAGAGAGAGAGAUUAGUGAUCUUGAGAAUCAUAAUCUGACGUUAACGCGAUAGAUUUAUAUUUUAACGUACGAUCAACUUUUUAUUCAUUUAAGAUCAAUGACAAGUCGAUCGAGAUUAAAUUUAAAUUAAAGUAACAUGAGAAAAAAAUUGAUAAUUUUAGUCUUUUUUCAUAUUGAAACUGUGAGUAAGGAUAGAUUAUGUUUUUAUAUAAAUUUGUUUUUUGUAACUUAUAUUUUGAACUAGUGAUCUUGAAUUUUAAAUUAUUCGCAUAAAAGAUAUACAAUUAUUUUUUAAAAAACUUAAUUUAUAUUUAAGGAAGAGAAAUUAAAUAUAAAAUUGGAAGAGAAAUUUAUUAUUAAAACUUUUGUCUAUAAUAAAAUUUUUGUCUUCUAAUAAGUGAGUUCGCGCACUAGUCGUUAAUGUUGAUUUUUUAUUGGUAAAAUAUUUCUUAUUUUUAUAAAGUAACAAAAUUACUCUUUAUAUUAUUUAUAUCUGUCCAAGUAUUUUAUUACAUCAAAGUACUUUUGAAAACUCGGUAAUGAAUGGAAUUGAUUUUUUAGAUACAUAAUAUACAAGAAAAAAUGUAACUCAUGAGAAAUCUGAUUCAAAUUGUUAUAAUCCAGCACUCGUGUUUUCUUCCGUGUUUCUACAUCGAUGACAAGCAGCAAUCGCUGCCCCUGGUCUAAGAGAAUUCAAUUCUCCUAUGCUUGAAACUACUAAUCUUAUCAAUAAUCGUCAAAUGAAAUUCAACGUCUCGAAAAUUGAAGAUUCUUGAGACUUGAGAAUCAACGGGCACUAAUGACACGAUACGCCAGUUUACAUCCUUUCGUUGUAAUGAUCGUUUACUAGACGUGAAGUAUCGUCUCUUUUAUACUUCCCGUUGCUGUAAAAAAAAUAUUACAAUCGGCAAUAGAUUAUUAUGAUUAUCAUCAUUACUGUUGUGUCUUAGCUACUGUUUCUGCGAUACUUUUUACAUUUCUCUCAUUGUGCGUCUACUUUUUACAUGAGAGCGUUAUUUUCAAGAUUGCUUUUAAUUAAGAUUGAUUUUUAAUUGUAACUGUUAUACGGGCGAGGGACGAUACACCAAGAUCUAUACGAAGAGCAAUAUGAAAACAUCUGUAACAUAUGGCGAAACUCGAGUGACCACUCCGUUCGAGAUAGAUUAAAUUCGACAGAUCAAUUGCGUUGAUCGGUAUCGAGUUAGUAAACAAUAGGAGAUGUCUUUCUAUUUCGUUUAUUAUCUACGAAAUUUCGAACUUCGAGUAUUCGCGUAAUAAUAAAAGAUAAAAAAAGAUUUUAUUUCUCCACGUAGACUCCAUUCCGUUAUCAACGCAAUGUCGUUAUAGUUGUCUUUUCCUUUGGUAUUGAAAGUUCGCGCGCCAACGUUCGCAUAAAUACGACGACGAUGGAGUGGUUUCUGAAGAAUCGACUGAGCUCUCCUGUGAUACGCAAAUGUCACUAUAAUUUCGUAAUAAACGUUUGUAUUGAAACAUAUAUGUAUGUUA